AUGUUCGAAAACACCUGCACGCUACCUCUGACCGCCGAUGUCUUCGCGACAGCCCUUCAUCCUACCGAGCCGUUGCUCACCGUUGGUCUCUCCAGCGGACAUGUCGAGACCUUUCGAUUGCCUCCCGGCACCGGCUCUGACGAGAGCGCCGACGGAGAUACCAGUGUCCUUAGUGAUGGAAAGAGCAUGAUUGACUCUGUCUGGCGCACGCGAAGGCACAAGGGUAGCUGCAGGUCUCUUGUCUAUGCCCAUGACGGCUCAGCCGUUUACUCGGCCGGAACCGACUCCCUCGUCAAACAUUUCGAACCGACCACUGGUCAGGUCAUUUCCAAGUUCGCUAUCCCGAGUACAACAUCGAUGCCCGAUGCGCCUACCUUGCUCCACGUCCUGAACCCUCAGAGCCUCCUUCUUGCGACCGACUCAGGCGCCUUGCACAUAAUUGACCUUCGUGACGGCGCUCCUGGCAAGAAGCCUGCCCAAACCCAUUUCCCCCACGCCGACUACGUCUCCUCGAUCACACCUCUGCCGCCUACCAAGGAGAGCACUAGCGGAUUUCCUAAGCAAUGGGUCAGCACUGGUGGUACGACCCUGGCUGUCACAGAUGUCAGGAGAGGAGUGCUUGUGCGCAGCGAGGAUCAAGAAGACGAGCUGCUAACCUCGUGCUUCGUCCCCGGCAUGGGUCCCAAGGGACACCGUGACAAUGGCAUAUUGGCCAUUGGCUCCGGAUCUGGCGUCCUGACACUCUGGGACAAGGGCGCAUGGGAUGAUCAACAAGAGCGCAUCAUUGUCGACGGCGGUAAGAAGAGCGGAGGUGAAAGUAUCGACGCCUUGGUGCUGGUGCCCCAAGAAAUGGGUCUCGGAAAGAAGGUCGUCUGUGGCGUCGGUGAUGGAAGCCUUCGUGUCGUCGACCUAGUCCGCCGUGAAGUCGAUGUCUCGGCCAACCUGCGCCACGAUCAUAUGGAGAGCGUUGUGUCUCUGGGUUUCGAUUCGGAGAACCGCCUUAUUAGCGCUGGAGGCAAGAGUGUCAAGCUGUGGGAGGAGCUCUCGGAGCUACAAGGCGGCAACGAUAGCGACGACGACGAUGACGAGGACAGCGAUGACAGUGAUGAUGAGGAAAUCAACUCUGGCAAGCGAGCCGCGGAUAGUGAUAGCGACGAGGACAGCGACGACGAGCGAGUCGCCGAGAUGAAGCGACGGGCAAAGCGACGCAAGGAGGUACAGAGCAGCAAGCUGGGACCGAUGGGAGCCCACGGCAUCAUGGGCUUCGAUGGUCUGGAUUAA
This is a messenger RNA of Fusarium keratoplasticum, 1281 nucleotides long. RefSeq names its product WD repeat-containing protein JIP5. NCBI's taxonomy places the organism in Eukaryota, Fungi, Ascomycota, Sordariomycetes, Hypocreales, Nectriaceae. The transcript is spliced from 2 exons. The record is from RefSeq and is a predicted model, not a curated record. The coding region runs from base 1 to 1281 and encodes 426 amino acids. Gene Ontology annotation, molecular function: protein binding.